Molecule: messenger RNA, 1850 nt
Organism: Ostrea edulis (European flat oyster)
Lineage: Eukaryota; Metazoa; Mollusca; Bivalvia; Ostreida; Ostreidae
Product: aldo-keto reductase family 1 member B10-like
Exons: 16
Coding region: 133-1785 (550 amino acids)
Cellular component (GO): cytosol
Molecular function (GO): aldose reductase (NADPH) activity
Source: RefSeq, a predicted model, not a curated record
UUGAAACAGCAAAUUUAUUCCUGUAUAAUGGGGGUAUACACUGUCCGCACAGGUGCGAUUUCUUUUUAAAUGUCUGACACGCGUGACUCUCCACACACCGGUAACUGGAAUUAGGACCAGGAAUAGCAGAGAAUGGACAGCUCUUUCACCUUCGCAAAGUUGUGUAAUGGCUCAUCCAUGCCUGCAGUGGGACUCGGGACUUGGCAGAGUCCGAAGGUGGAGGUACAGACAGCCGUCCGCGCGGCUUUAGAUGCCGGCUACCGACAUAUUGACACGGCCUACAAUUACAAGAAUGAAGAUGGAAUUGGAGAAGUUUUACAAGAAUACAUAAAGGCAGGAAAUGUCAAGAGAGAGGACUUAUUUAUUGUUACUAAGUUGCCCAUGAUUCACAUGGACCCAAAGCUGGUGAAAAAAUCCAUUGAGAUGAGUCUGAAGAAACUGCAGUUGUCAUAUAUAGAUCUGUAUUUAAUUCAUCAUCCUGUGCAGCUGGAGUAUGAUGGUGAUGACGAGAAUACCUUCCCGAGAACUGAAGCUGGAGGUUGGAAGGCGGCAGACAAAUCCGAUCUCCUAGGAACAUGGAAGGGAAUGGAAGAAGUUGUAGACCUGGGUUUGGCCAAAUCUAUAGGGGUGUCCAACUUUAGUAUUUCCCAGAUUGAAAGGAUCUGUAAGGUGGCGAAACACAAACCGGUCACAAACCAGGUGGAAUGCCACAUAUAUUUGCCACAAACAGAAAUGGUUGAGGCUUUGAACAAGCUCGGUAUAACUGUUACAGCCUACGCACCUAUAGGAUCCCCAGGAAGACCUUCACAAAUCAAAAAUGAGGGUGAACCAGUGGCUCUGGAAGAUCCAGUCAUCCUGAAAUUGUCCAAGAAGUAUGGGAAAACUCCCGCACAGAGUCCAAAAGAGGAGGUGAAGACGGCUGUUCGUGCAGCUUUGGAUGCUGGCUACCGACACAUAGACACGGCAUACAAUUACAAGAAUGAAGAUGCUAUCGGGGAAGUUAUUCAAGAGUACAUAAAGGCUGGAAAACUGAAGAGACAAGAGCUGUUUAUUGUCACUAAGCUUCCCAUGAUUCACAUGGAUCCAACACUGGUAAAGCGAUCAUUGGAGAUGAGUUUAAAGAAUCUGCAGUUAUCGUAUGUAGACAUGUACCUGAUUCACUUCCCUAUACCCUUGGCGUAUGAUGGGAAUGACGAUGAUGUGUUUCCAACGAAUGAGGCUGGACUGUGGAAACCUGGGGAGAAAUCUGAUCUGAUAGGAACAUGGAAGGUAAUGGAAGAACUCCUUGACUUGGGUCUGACUAAAUCUAUAGGAGUGUCCAACUUCAGCGUCUCACAAAUUGAAAGGAUCUGUGAAGUGGCCAAACACAAACCUGUCACUAAUCAAGUGGAAUGUCACAUUUAUCUGCAACAGAAAGAAUUGUUCGAUGCGUUAAAGAAGCGAGGCAUAACAAUCACAGCCUACUCACCUCUAGGGAGUCCAGGGAGGCCCACAUUCAUGAAAGGACCAGAAGAACCUGUUGUAAUGGAAGAUCCAAUUAUCCUGAAAUUGGCUGAGAAGUAUGGAAAAACCCCUGCGCAGAUUUGUAUACGGAAUCUCAUGCAAAAAGGCAUGAUAGUGAUUCCCAAGAGUGUGACUCCGGAGAGAAUACGUAGUAACUUCCAGGUUUUCAAUUUUUCCCUAUCGAAGCAAGAGAUGGAUGAGGUCACCAAAAUUACAACAGAAAAACGUUACCUUGACAUGGCUGCAAUGUUCAAGGAUCACCCGGAACGACCAUGGUUAUAGAGAAAGACACUUUACAUAUGCCCAAUAAACGACAUCUUACUAAAACAAAGUUGAAGACAAUCGUA